CGCGCGUCUUUGCUUCUUACACUCACUUACACAUUCUCUUCCAGUACUUUAUAUCACAAUGAGCAUUAGAAAUGUGCCAAAGGUUGUCAUUGACAAUCUCCAACGCUCAUUUGAACGGCAAAUCAAUCGUCUUCCUACUGAAUAUCUUCGACAAUUCUUCCGAAUAAAGGUCGGGGAUGAUGUCCAGGCGAUAGAAACUGCGCCAACACACCGAGGACUACAGAACAGGAAGCUCAAAAGAGCGAAGCAGACCUUACGUAUGCUUGAAAACGCCAAUAAUGCAUGCCCUACCAGUUGGAACCGAAUGCUCGACAUUGCCUACGGUCGCAAGGGGAAAAUGAAAUGGGAACUUUUAGAUCCUUUGAUGGUCGACCCUACAGCUCCACUUCCUGAGCGGAUAAUUCCCGCUGUGGAGAAAUCUCGCCCACCAUCAUAUACCCCAGAGUUGGCAGCAUUGCUCACAAGUUCAAUCUCUCGAACCGCCAAAGCUCUCACGCCAAAGUCGUUACAAGUGCCGCCUUCGUUACCGGAACGUGCAGACCCGAAUUCGGAACAGGCUAAGCUCCUAGGACCAUUUUCAAAAAGGCGUGAAGUAAACAUUCACAAACGAUUCUUUAAGGAGGAGACUGCGAAGAUACUACCUCCGUUACAGAUCUCGGCUCUGUCUGACCUAACAGCAUCCGGUGAGGAAUCCGCCACCACGAGUCAUAUCCGAGGUACAGGCUUGGAGGCAACAGGUUUACUCGAAGAAGUCAAAGCUAUUUCAGGCGAUCCUUGGAAACACCCCACCCCUACGCUUCGAGGCAGGCAGUCGGCAUCAGAAUCACCGAAUACGCCGUCAGGCGAGUUGGCUCUUCCAACACACACGACUCUUCCGCGGAGAUUCCUGCGGCGUCGUUUCCAGCAGUUGUUAUCACGCCUGCCCAUCGUCACUCACAAACCAUCCAUGAAGACGCAAUCCAAUGCCGCCGAGAAGAAGUCCGGUCGUUUCUUUGUGACUCGUUCAGCUGGCGCCUUGCUAUCCGAUAGGCGAAAUAGUGUCUCUCACUAUCCAACAGCUAGUGCAGCGGAUGUGGCAUGGUAUGAACUUGCCGAAAGCGAAAAGAAGAGCCCGAAAGGCAAAAAGAACACAGCAUUACAAGAUAUAGACAAGCAAAAAUCUGAAGGGUAAUAAAUAAUGGAGGUCUGACCGUGGAAACUAUGAAGCGGAUUAUUUUCCAGUUAUUCGUCGUCCGCAGAAUUUUCAAGCUCUAGCCCAUGCAGCUCGAUGAGAUACAUAUUAUAGUUACGAUCGACUGCCUGCGCUCCAGCAUAUUCUCCAGCAGUCGGAUCCACCCCGCAUUGUAGGUCGAGCAGAGUUUUAUACUCAUCGAAACUGAACUCCUGUUUCUGACGAAUGACGUCCAACAGAUCCUACGGUAUUUCAUCAGGUUUCUGCUCGGGUGGUUACACAAUGCACUUACCUGCGGUGAUAAGAUAAAUAGCGAAUAAUAACGUUUCACACGUUCGAACGCAUUGGACUGGCUCGCGUCUGUGAUCGUCUUGAUGUUCUGCCGUAGGGCGAGGAUAUUCCGCAUCAUCUUCCGAACUCCCAAGUCAUUUGCGGUUCUAAUAUAUCUUGCAUUGGUUAUCAGGAGCUGUUCCAUGAGAUGUCCAAUUCCCUCGAAGACGAAUCUAAGGAAACUAUCAUUGAACUGCAAUACGCAAUAAGAGCAGAUACGCACUGUCGGUCGGCCUCUGGUAGCGUGGUUGACGCAAAGUCGUCACACUUGCUGAGCUCGGCGUUGAGGUCAGUGAUGUACGGAUCGGGCUCUAACGCUUCUACGUCUAUGCAGUAGUUGCCCUGUAUGCCGAUUAAUAUAGAGAGAAGGUGAGGAUCAUCCUACGACUCACUUGGC
Messenger RNA from Somion occarium, 1898 nucleotides. The record is from the annotation of a GenBank genome assembly. Lineage: Eukaryota; Fungi; Basidiomycota; Agaricomycetes; Polyporales; Cerrenaceae.